This is a messenger RNA of Etheostoma cragini (Arkansas darter), 5590 nucleotides long. It is a transcript of the gene rnf150a, whose product is annotated as ring finger protein 150a. Bases 225 to 1511 code for a protein of 428 amino acids. The transcript has 7 exons. Lineage: Eukaryota; Metazoa; Chordata; Actinopteri; Perciformes; Percidae. The record is from RefSeq and is a predicted model, not a curated record.
ACACACACAUACAGAGUCGUCUUUUCCUGCAAGUGGUGGUGUAUAGUAGACUCCUGCACGCACGUAGCCUAGCCUACACACUCUUGUGUAGGCUGGUGUCUUGCUCUGGCUGUUAUGCAAGGUUAAUGUUGUUUUUUUUUCCUCCUGUAAAAAGAGAGACGUAGUGCGAGUUUUCCAUUGAGAAGGAGACCCCGGACCAUCCAUCCCAAACCAGCUGCUGAACAAUGGCACCGUCCCUCAUCCGAGCUUGCCGCAGUCUGGCUCUCUCGACGUGGCUGCUGUCGUUUUGUUUUGUGCACUUGCUGUGCCUGGACUUCACGGUCGCAGAGAAAGAGGAAUGGUACACCGCUUUUGUCAACAUCACCUAUCUGGACCCCAUUACUUCGGAGGUCAAGACAGAGAAAACAGAAUGCGGUCGGUACGGCGAGCAGUCGCCCAAGAAAGAAGCCAGGGGUCUGGUCCUGGUGCCGUCCGUCCUGCAGGACAGACAGGCGUGCGACCCAAAUGUCAGGUUCCCCCCUGUCUCUUACAACACCGCCUGGGUGGCGCUGGUGGCUGCGGGGAACUGUACAUACCGAGAGAAGAUCCGUAACGUUGCAAACUAUAACGCCUCUGCAGUUGUCAUAUACAAUGUGUUCUCCAGCAGUGCCAACGACACCAUAACAAUGCCCCAUCCAGGUACAGGCGAAAUUGUGGCCAUCAUGAUCCCAGAGCCUAAAGGUCGUGAGAUUUUGGCCUUGCUGGAGCAGAACAUCCCGGUCACGUUGUACAUCACCAUAGGAACGCGCAACCUGCAGAAGUACGUGAGCAGAACGUCGGUAGUGUUUGUCUCCAUCUCCUUCAUCGUCCUCAUGAUAAUCUCCCUGGCCUGGCUUGUCUUCUACUACAUCCAGAGGUUCCGUUACGCUAAUGCACGAGACCGCAACCAGAGGCGUUUGGGAGAUGCUGCCAAAAAGGCCAUCAGUAAGCUACAAUUACGCACCAUUAGGAAAGGAGACAAGGAGACUGAGUCAGACUUUGACAACUGUGCGGUUUGCAUCGAAGGUUAUAAGCCUAAUGAUGUUGUUAGGAUACUACCAUGCAGGCAUGUCUUCCAUAAGCACUGCGUAGACCCGUGGUUACAGGACCACCGGACGUGUCCCAUGUGUAAAAUGAACAUCCUUAAAGCCUUGGGAAUCCCACUCAACGCAGACUGUUCAGAUGACGUUCCUCCAGACUAUGAGACAUCUGUCGGGGGUGCACCCACCAACCCCAUCAGUGGAGCGAGUGAAAUUACCUUUAACGAGAGCUCGGUGGUUCUGGAUCCAGCUGGAAGAUCAAUAGACCUACAGCAGCUGCAUCCUGAGGAAGAGCCAGAACUUCAGGCAGGGGAGAGACACAUUAUCGCCAGAAGUGAGCACCAGCCUCCGCUUAGCAGUGGUUCAGAGACUUCUAUCAUCAUGGGCAUGGAGGUAGGCAUGUCUGAAGUAGACCUGUCCACGGAGCAGGAAUGUAAUUGGGCCAAAUCCUGAUUCAAUCUAAUCUGACAAAAACAUAAUUCACCAAGAAAAAGGAAGACAAAAGCAGCCCCUUCACCCCCCCAGAGAUUCCUUGCGUCUUUGGCCCCCUGAAAGAAGUGAUUUUUUCAGAAGAUGGGCAAAUGGGCAAAACAACAUAGCAGCACAAAAACACACAAUUCUGUCUUUACUGACCAAAAAACAGAUUUGUCCCUUUAUCUGUGGAUGUGUUAAUUGCUCGUUUUGUAGCAGUCACACCUUGACUGUCAUGACGAUCAGACAGCAUUGUGGUGACCCAGUUUUUGUCAGACGUAAUCUUUUCACAUCCCCAAACCUAGCAUCUGACAUAAACACACACAAUAACUGCUGAGUUGUUGGAGUUAGUUUCUCCUCACUGGCAACCUUGAGUAAAUCUGCUGCUGGACACGCUAUGAGCACAGGAGCAACCGAAGCCAGAUUGCUGCUUUAAUUAUUAUUAAAAAUAUGAGCAAAUUGAUUGAUUUCUUGGUAGGAGAUCGCUGCCAACAUAUUCCAGAAGUAGGUUUUCCUGAUGUAAUGGCUACAUAGCACAUAGCCUAUAUCAGCAAUUUCUUUUGAGUCCCAUUACAGUUGGUGUGAAUUCCCAUCAGCAUUUUUUCAACUUCAGACUUUGGUACAUGAUUAUCCCAUGAAAACCUGAAUCGUUGGUCUUUAACUCCAUGGUCAUGUUUGAGGAGUCAGAAUAUUUAUGCAUAUGUUAUUCUGUAAUUUCUGAUUUUUUUUUUUAAUGUUACAGUUCUUUUUUUGUGAGACCUUCAUGUAAAACUUCUAUCUUAACAACUAAAUAUUCCUGUUGUCAGAGAAUAUACCAAACACAAGGUAGAUAUUUCUGUCCUCACAUUUGACAAUCAUAGCUUGCCACAGGCAGAAGUGAUGUCACCCACUGCCCUACUGAAACUGCUGCUGAUUUACAAGUUGUUACAAUACAUGGCGCUGAUGAUGAUCACUCCCUGCCGACGAGGGUUCAUAUCUAUGUUCACACUGCUGCUAAAUAUAGCUGGCAAUAGCAGUUGUCACCACCAAAUUCCGGCAGUAUGCACAUUCUGUAGACAAACCUCCUACAGUUGUCAAGCUUGUUUAAAUUAUGUCAACAAGUCUUUGUGCCAAGAUUAACUGUAGAAUUUUAAAUAUUGUUUUUUUUAAUGCACCUGGCUGUUAAACGGACUGGAAUGGCAGCGAAUCUGCGCAUGAUAUGAAGCCGAAUAAAUAACAUGAGGGUGCAGAAAUAUAUAGUUUAUGAAGUUAAAAGAGGGGCUGUUGAGGAAGCUAUGCGUUGUCCGACAGAUAAGAUGCAUUCAGAGGAAUGGUCAGAUAUUUUGUUAAAGGAAUUUGAUGCUACAAGCAUGGGAUUAUUUAUGGCAUGAAAAGCUUACAGCAUGAAAAUGUUUACAGUUGUGAUUGGACUACGUCCACACUAAACCUGCUUUGGAAAAUUACAUGCAUGCAGCCCUCGCAAAGAUCUCCACACAAAUACCCCUGAGGAAUAGGAAAACGGCUACAUUUCCUGUUCUCCGUCCACGGUCAGCAAACAGAACUGCAUCGCAGUAAACAUGGGCUGAUUACCCAUAGUGUGAGAUUUAUUACAUAAAUCCAGGUUAUUUCUGGCUAUAUUGAUUUUCAAAAUGGGUUAAUGGUACAGUAGCAACAAACCUACAGACAAUAAUCACCUGAAUCUACAGGAAAAACACCAGCUUUGUGCGGAUGGAGGGUCAAAACAAAGAAAUAUAGAUGCUUCUUCAAAUGGAGCCGGUUUAGUGUGGAUGUACUCUCAGGCUCCCUUGGUGAUGCUGACUGUUAAUGACAUGUUCAUUAUCUUUUACACUUUACGGUAGAAUUCCUUCUUCUACUUUUCCUUUAAUUGUUCUGUUGUUGUACUGCCAAUUACCUCCUUUUAUUACUUAUUUAGUGAUGUCAAACAUGAUCAGUAGGAUCGUAUACUCAACUAGAUCUGUUUCCGCUCACAUUUCUUACAAUUCUUUAUUUAAUUUUUGGGGGAGGGGGGGAUUUUUCCCCUCCAUUUUAGAGUGACCGUAGAUAAACAGGAAAUGUGGGAGAGAGACGCGGGAUGACACGCAGCAAAGGGCCGCGGGUCAGAUUCAAUCCCAGCCGCUGCAAAGGCGUCCGCCUACGUGGGGUGCACGCUCUUACUGGGUGAGCUAGAGGCCGCCCCUUCCUCUCACAUUUCUGUAGACUUGCACACUGAAGAAGCACAGACUCCACUGAGCCAAUGGUGCCAGCGGAAUUUAACUAGUUCAUCCAGUCACUGUUUCCAUUAUGUCCGGCAGCCACCUGGGACACUGUUAUAUAACAGGCACAUGUCCACACACUCCACUGUUUGGGUAAAUCAUUGAAGGAUUAUUGAAUGUAUGGGCUAAUGUUUAAGUCUUUCACGAAAGCCUUGGCUUUAGAAAGGGCACGUUGUAAUUCUUUGUUUCUUUUAUUGUUUUGUGAGACUGUACUUGCUUGGCUAUAACAGCUUGUUACCCAUAGACACUACUUUUUAGAUAAUGCUUAAGUAAGAAGUUAGAAUAAUUUGUUCCUGACAGCAGUGUUUUACUGUGAAAUACUGCAGCGUUCAUGAAUGUACAUUUUUAUACACUAUUAGAUAACGUGGUCGGUUUGAUUAAAAAGCCUGGUUUUUGGCUAUACCUCUUUUGCUUUGUGGAUAGGAAGACGGAGGAUGAUUGUGAUUCUUGCCAGCACAUUAUAGAUACAGAUGUUUAAGUCUCAGCCAGCCUGAUCUGGACCCUCUGUAAGUCCCAUUAGCUCACAUGGAUAAUGAGACAGCACAAUUCAUAAGAUAACCCAGAACCACCCAACAACAUCAAUAUCUGUUGCUCUCCUUGUCUUUCUUUCCAGGCUUUGAAUUUACAGGUCUUUCUUCUGUCAUCUAGUCUCCUUCUCACAUUGACACACAGACAUAACAAACACUCUGUCUCCAUCUGACUGUUAAACAAGAUGAAGCAAAGCACAUCCGUUUUUUAAUGCCAGAUCUCUUGAUUCUGGCUGUACUGCCUAAAACAGAGCAAGUUGUCUGAAGUUAAACCUUCUGUUUCCAGAUAAACUUAAAGAUAAUGUAACUAAGCUAAAAGUUGUUAUCUCUCAGUUUUGUUGUUUCCACUGAUUCAAUAACAGAGCUCUUAUAUUAAUAUAUAGAAUUGUGAGGAAUUUUAAGACACAAAAGACCUUGGUGUACUCAAUGUGAUGGCAUUCAAUGUACUUAUGAAGUUACACGAGAUUGUUGUCCCUAAUUGUACCUACAACAUUUAUUUUUUAUUUUAUACGUCUGUAAUUUCUAAAUAAUUUCCAAGAAUUUUCCUGGAAAGAACUUUAAGAUUUGGUGCUAAUUUAAGCACAUUUAAACAAAACAUUCACACAAAUAUUCAUAUUUUAUUGGAAACCUUAUUCUCCGUAUUUGUCUAUUUAUUAUGUCCAUUUAUUGUUUCUUAAUUUGAUUUAAUUAUUAGUUGAAUUGCAUGCUUGCCUGUUGACUAAGGGUGUACCAAUUUCAAUUCCAAAUCUAAAAUCGUUUAAAAGGAACUUUCAAUUUCUAUUAUUGAAGUCAAAAGCAGGAUUGGUGAUGAGAAUUAAUCAUUUAAAUUUGACCACCGCCAGUGGGGCACAUUCCAAAACGGUAUGACACUUAUACCUUUUAAUUGGAAUUAAUUAAUUGAAAUGAACGUACCAAAUGAACACUGCCUCUAUUUUACAUAUACUGUGUUGUUCUUUCAAGGAAAGUAUUCAAAAAUGAUUCAGAAAUUAUAGUGUAAACUUUGUGUAAACUUUCCUAUAUUGCACUUUAACCCUCCAGUGAACGAGGAGCGGCUAUACUGAACGGUUUGGAAAAAGCUUUUUUUAUGUACAGCUUUUGACAAAGAGGGCUACAGUAUUGAACAUGGCACUUGACUCAGUUGUUGCUUCUUGAUUGAUAUUGUGACAUUUCAUAUGUAACCAUUGCGUGUAUGUGGGUGGGGGGAUUAUCAAUAUAUUGUGCACUAUACCCAGCAGAAAUGACAGCAUUGCUAUUUUGUAAUAUAAAAGAAUUGUAAGUUUGA